Molecule: messenger RNA, 2135 nt
Organism: Pelobates fuscus (common spadefoot toad)
Lineage: Eukaryota; Metazoa; Chordata; Amphibia; Anura; Pelobatidae
Gene: ARL8A
Product: ADP ribosylation factor like GTPase 8A
Exons: 7
Coding region: 334-894 (186 amino acids)
Biological process (GO): protein transport; anterograde axonal transport
Cellular component (GO): lysosomal membrane
Molecular function (GO): GTP binding; GTPase activity
Source: RefSeq, a predicted model, not a curated record
AGGAGGGAUAAGAGGAGGAGAAAGAAAAGAUACGUUGAUGGGUACCGUUCUUUACCGCACCCAUAUGUAACCAGAGUCUAGGCGAGAACGGAGUAGUAGAAGGAUUUGUUUCAUAGCUUAUACUAACAUUUCUGGCUAGCAUUUCUUAAAUUAUUAUUCACUGUGCUCUGUUGUUUCUAGAUUUAUAGUGGUUUUUUUUUAAGCACGGCGUUCGGCGUUGAGGCUCUAUAGUCUACAUACACUCCAUCAAAACCCAUUCUGUUCAAGCAGUGCUGCAGGGGGCUGUGUAUAAGGCUUUCAUUUGGGUGGUCCCCUCACAGCACUGCUCCGGAGAUGCUGGCCCUGUUUAAUAAGCUCUUGGACUGGUUCAAGGCUCUUUUCUGGAAAGAGGAGAUGGAGCUGACAUUGGUGGGGUUGCAGUAUUCGGGGAAGACCACCUUUGUCAACGUGAUUGCGUCUGGGCAGUUUAAUGAGGACAUGAUACCUACUGUUGGGUUUAACAUGAGGAAAAUCACCAAAGGGAAUGUAACCAUAAAGCUCUGGGACAUAGGAGGGCAGCCACGCUUUCGAAGCAUGUGGGAGAGAUAUUGCAGAGGAGUCAGUGCCAUUGUUUAUAUGGUGGAUGCUGCUGAUCAGGACAAAAUUGAAGCAUCGAAAAAUGAACUUCAUAACUUACUGGACAAGGCUCAAUUGCAGGGAAUACCGGUUUUAGUGCUUGGAAACAAGAGAGACAUUGCAGGGGCUCUGGAUGAGAAGGAAUUAAUUGAGAGGAUGAACCUUUCAGCAAUUCAAGAUAGGGAGAUUUGCUGCUACUCCAUUUCCUGCAAAGAGAAGGACAAUAUUGACAUUACUCUACAGUGGCUUAUUCAGCAUUCCAAAUCCCGGAGAAGCUGAGAAGAUCAAAACCCCAUCUGCAGUCUUAAAUAUUGUGGAGAGUUUAUUGUGUCUGGGACUUAUCAAAGUUCCAAGAAAAUGAAAAUGCACCCAAAUCCCUCAUAUUCGUUCUCCCCUCUGUCUGUCUGUGUAUUCUCUUGUCAUUUUCACCAAUCUUCCCAGCUCUCUUUUUAACUGUAUUUUUACACUCUCCUGCCACUUUCCCUUGUAAGAUAAAAUCACCCUACAUGCUCUAAUUCCUUCCUUUAUCCAUACAUACUCCCAUUUUAUUGUUGUUGAUGUGGGUGUGUGUGUGUGUGUGAGUGUGUAUAUAUCUAUAAAUGUGUACAUAUAACUUAAUUGUUUUUAUUUAAUGUAAUAUUUUAGUUCUGCUGACCAGUCAUUGCCUCAAUGUAUGAUCUGUGUGUAUGUGUAUAUACACAUGAGCAUAUAGACAAGACAUUCCAGUGCUACUUUAACCUACUCUUGAUUAUAUGUAUAUAAUCUGCUAUUGUUCAAGGGUUUGCACACGGAAAUACAUUUUUUUCCAACUGAAGUAACUGGGGCCUCUUGACUCUUCUCCAGUGAGGAAUGGGAAUAAUGAAUGAAGUCCUGGUCACCAUUUUCUCCCCAGUGUGCCGGCUUAUUCUACUGCCUAGUCAGCUACUGUUUUGUUACGGAAAUGACAACCUUUGUAGGUGAUACAUAAAGUGAAUAAAUCUUUUAAUGAAAACCUCUACUUGAAAUGACUUAACAAGUGAACUAAGACAGGGAGGAUGGUAAUUUUCUCUGGUUGGAUAAUGCUUGUUUUAAAACAUCCAAAACAUUUUAAAUAAAAUUAGUUACGCGCUCUUUUUUUAAAAUUUUUACUGCACUUCUAAAAUAUCGGAGUAUACUAAUUUCCUAAAUGUCUGCAAGGGUGGCAGAGCAUUGCUUUCUCAUGACAAAUUUGUUAAUGUACUGCAUAUUAAAGGUAUUGCUCUGGAAAUGGGUUGUCUGAAUCGGUUUUCAAAGUCCAUACCUGGAGUUUCAGUAAUUAUAUAAUUAAUAUGUGAUUAAUAAUUAACCAUGGGUACUAAACAUUGAGCUAUGUAUUUACCCUGAAAUCCUGCUGUGUUGAAGAUCAGACUAACCCCUUUCUACAGAGAUUUCUACAGUUCCUAUGAAAUUAAUGUUGUGCAUAUUACUUUAUGUCUGCUUUAUCCCCAUGUAUAAUUUCUCUUUCUUUUUUGGCUUCUAAUAAAUUAAUAAUUUAGUCAGUG